AUGUUUUCGCAAAUUGUCAUGAGCAGCCUCUUGGCUACGCUCGCAACCGCGCGCCCAUCCCCCAGAGCCGCAGCCAGCUGCCCUGUCGUGCUCUCUGGACGAGUACCGGCAUCUGCCCAGCUAACCGACUUUGACUCGUCGGCCACGAGCCUGUUCAACCCAGACUAUGUACGGGCGAGCGCCAUCCCGUGGUCACAGAUUCUGCUGUUCCCCAACGUGACCAACUCGCGCUUCGAUGGUGCCGACUUCAAGUCGGUCGAGGUCACCAUUAGCGAAAAGUCCAUCUUUCAGACUCAGAAUGGCUUCCGCCGCGCCGGUCUUCAGCUGGCCAAUGACACCAAUACUCAGGGACCAGGAACGACGGGUGUAAGGACGCUUCACUGGAGUGUCAAGCAAGAUCCGACCAGGACGCUUAACCUGACCCAUGAAUACCUGAAUGUCUGGCACGAACGAGCCGACUACAACGGAAACCAGUUCAACUUUGAGACGGGCACGCUGAUUGACAACUCGAGCUUGGACAAGAACACCUUCAAGAUCACUAACCGCAACAGCGAAGUCAUUUGGUCCACGCCGAUCGACCAGAGCGCGUGGCAAAACUUUGCCGUCACAUUGGACUAUGAUAACAACACUUUACAGGUCUACUACUCACUUGGAACCGAGCCACUCACAGCCGUCACUCAGGCUCUGGCCAACGACAACUCGGGCUAUGGCCAGUUCCAAAUCGGCAUCCUCAAGAAACCGACGGGCACUUCCGAUGUCGUCAACUCGGGCUACCAAGAGUCUCCCAUUAGCGAAGGUCAGAUUUAUGGCGGCAUUUUCCUCGAGGAUAGCGCAAAUGGCUGUAUCACACUGUAG
Messenger RNA from Pestalotiopsis fici W106-1, 855 nucleotides. RefSeq lists its product as uncharacterized. The transcript has 3 exons. Lineage: Eukaryota; Fungi; Ascomycota; Sordariomycetes; Amphisphaeriales; Sporocadaceae. The record is from RefSeq and is a predicted model, not a curated record. Bases 1 to 855 code for a protein of 284 amino acids.